Anas platyrhynchos (mallard) is the source of this 2731-nucleotide messenger RNA. RefSeq names its product peptidylprolyl isomerase like 4 (gene PPIL4). Gene Ontology annotation, cellular component: nucleus. The record is from RefSeq and is a predicted model, not a curated record. Gene Ontology annotation, molecular function: peptidyl-prolyl cis-trans isomerase activity; RNA binding. Gene Ontology annotation, biological process: protein peptidyl-prolyl isomerization. Lineage: Eukaryota; Metazoa; Chordata; Aves; Anseriformes; Anatidae.
GGCUUCUCCUCCUCCGCCCCGGCAGAGGGCGGCCGCGCGGCGGGCAGGGCCGGGCCGUGCCGUGCCGUGAGGGAGCGGGCAGCAGCCAUGGCCGUGCUGCUGGAGACCACGCUGGGCGACCUGGUCAUCGACCUCUACACGGAGGAGCGGCCCCGCGCUUGCCUGAAUUUCCUGAAGCUCUGCAAAAUCAAGUACUACAACUAUUGCCUCAUUUACAAUGUGCAGAGGGACUUUAUUAUACAAACUGGGGACCCCAUGGGGACCGGCCGUGGAGGCGAAUCUGUAUUUUGUCAACUGUACGGUGAUCAAGCCAGAUUUUUUGAAGCAGAAAAAGUGCCGAGAAUUAAGCACAAGAAAAAAGGAACCGUGUCCAUGGUGAACAAUGGCAGUGAUCAGCAUGGAUCACAGUUUCUUAUUACAACAGGGGAAAACCUGGAUUACCUUGAUGGUGUGCAUACGGUAUUUGGAGAAGUGACCGAAGGCAUGGAUGUAUUGAAGACGAUUAACGAAACCUUUGUGGAUAAGGAUUUUAUCCCAUAUCAAGAUAUCAGGAUAAAUCAUACAGUAAUUUUAGAUGAUCCCUUUGAUGAUCCACCUGGCUUGUCUAUUCCUGAUCGCUCACCAGAACCUACUAAGGAGCAGCUAGAUAGUGGCAGAAUAGGAGCAGAUGAAGAAAUUGAUGACUUGAAAGGACGAUCUGCAGAUGAAAUAGAAGAAGUUCAGGCAGAAAAAGAAGCGAAAACUCGUGCCAUUCUUCUGGAGAUGGUGGGAGACUUACCAGAUGCAGAAGUCAAGCCACCAGAAAACGUGCUGUUUGUUUGUAAACUGAAUCCUGUGACUACAGAUGAAGACCUAGAGAUAAUAUUUUCACGAUUUGGUCCAAUUAAAAGCUGCGAAGUGAUUCGAGACUGGAAGACUGGUGAAUCUCUUUGUUAUGCUUUCAUUGAAUUUGAAAAGGAGGAAGACUGUGAGAAAGCCUAUUUCAAAAUGGACAACGUGCUAAUAGAUGACAGACGGAUACAUGUGGAUUUUAGCCAAUCUGUUGCAAAGAUUAAGUGGAAAGGAAAAGGUGGGCAGUAUACCAAGGAUGAUUUCAAAGAAUAUGAAAAGGAACGUGACAGACCUUCAAAAUUUGCUCUGAAAGAGAAGGUAAAACCAAAGCAGGAUGCCAAGUAUGACCUUGUGCUAGAGGAGGAGGAAGAAGAGUCUCAAACAAGUCAAUCGCACUCGGCUAAAAAGCAGAAGAAGAAAAAGCAUCACCACUCUGAAGAUGAAGAGGAUGACAAGCGGACCAAAAAACACAAGGAUUCUGAUCGGAAGCACGAAGGAGAGCGCUACAGGGAGAAGACAAAGAGUGAGAAGAAAGACAGGCAUCGGAGUCGCAGCCGAUCCCAGGAAAGAGGCUCCAGUUACAGCAAGCAUAAGGACAAAUACAGAGAAGAUGUCCGAGUAAGAGACUGGGAUAAAAAGGCAGACAGAAGCAGAAGUCCAAAGAAAUCAAAAGACAAAGAGAGGUCCAAGUACAGAUGAUGGAGGAGAAAGAGAGAAGGGAACUAAAACUCUGUUUUCUUCCUGCAUUUCCACCAUUGCUGCCAUAUGACUGUGCAGGUACUGGUUGAAAGCAGCUACGUUCUGUCAGUGGUUUGGCCUCACGAUUCUGUGAAUUCCCAGUGUAUGACUUGGAGUAAGGCUGGGUUCCCAAAAGCUUGUUUCAAUAAAGUAUUUCACAUCAGUGGAAUGAUUUGAGUCUCCGAUAAGGAAUGUUGUCUAAAGCUUGUUGGAAACGUAAGUGUUUGCUAUCAAAUGAAUUGCCCACUGCAAAGAGAUUUGCAGCGCUUGCCUCCUGUCUGCAAGGAGGCCGUGUUCCUCUUUCAGCACUUGCAGAUCUUACAGGAAGCAGUGUGAUAGAAGACCCGUGAGACAGAAAUGUUCUGUGCACACUCCCUCCAAAAAAGUGCUCUGAUACCAUUAUUACAAUGAAUACUCAAAGCUCUGUUUCCUUCCUUUGAAAUUAAAUUGCAGCUUGCCGUCAUCCUGCCAGCUCUUACCUCACUGAAUCCCGUGCAACAGUGAUUGAAGGCACCCAAGUGCUGCUCUGCUGCUUGCGAGGGAGAUGGAAGUGCUGCACUUGCUGCUCAGCUGUCUGCGCAGCUCGCUUGGCUGUGGCGUUGCAGGAGGAUGCCUCUCAGAACGAAGAUGCACUUGAUAGUUGGCACAGCUGCCAUCGCUGUUAAACAUCUGACCUCUGUAGUGUCGGGUGUGCAGCCGCUGUGAUGUCAGGCCAGUUACGCUGGGUGGGUGAGGCAGAAGAAAGCAGGCAUCAGCAGGAAGGCAGAAUUCGUAACUUGUGGUGCACUUGCCCAAGUGUACAUGGGAAUAAUUUUUGGGUUUGGUGGCAGAAGUCGUCAGUUAACAACUCUUCAUCUACAGAGGAAUGCAGGUGAUGUUAUCAGAGUCUGGGGCUUACUGAAGGCAGCAGGCUCUGAAAUGUGCAGCUCGCCCUGAUAAACAAGAUUUGGACAUUUAAACAGUGUUACUCAGUUUGCAUAUGUUUUAAGAACACCUAUGUCCUCUUCCUCUCCAGAAGAGGAAAGAUCUUGCAUUGAUAGGAGGGAAAGAAGAAGCUAAGGCAAGGUUUGUCUUUUCUUCUCCUCUGUGGAAUGUGUGGUGGCUCGAAGGCGGUCUGGUCUGGUGAAUAAACUUAACUUUUGUUGUUGUGGUUUUGCUGUAA